UUUAAUUUACAUAUAUAAUAAAAAUAAAUAAAAAAAUAAAUAAAAUGUCAAAUAUUACAGGUGAUGAUGAGGGGAGUUUCUCCUCAGGUGAAGUCCAACAACAGCAACAAGAAAAACACUCACUCCCCUCCACCACCAGCAAUGGCUCCUCCACCUCCCACCACCGCAAACAACCCCCACCCUCGCCGCCGGCAGCCUCUGCAUCAGCAGCUAAGAAGAAACGAAAUUUACCAGGAAAUCCAGAUCCGACGGCAGAAGUAGUAGCACUAUCGCCAACAACGCUAAUGGCGACGAACAGAUUCGUGUGCGAAAUAUGCAACAAAGGGUUCCAAAGGGACCAAAAUCUGCAGCUACACAGAAGGGGUCACAAUCUGCCGUGGAAGCUAAGGCAACGAAGCACGACCGAGGUUAGAAAGCGCGUUUACAUCUGCCCCGAGCCGACAUGCGUGCACCACAAUCCGGCACGUGCAUUGGGAGAUCUGACUGGGAUAAAGAAGCACUUUAGCAGGAAACACGGCGAGAAGAAAUGGAAGUGCGAUAAAUGCUCGAAGAAGUACGCUGUCCAAUCCGAUUGGAAGGCUCACCAGAAGACAUGUGGGACCAGGGAAUACAAAUGUGAUUGUGGUACUAUUUUCUCCAGGAGAGAUAGCUUCAUUACUCACCGUGCAUUCUGCGAUGCACUCGCCGAAGAAAACAGCAAAGUUAAUCACCAUGGCAUAAUAUCGGGGCAAUCCCAACUGCCUGAUCUAAUCAUGCCAAACAUUCCCUUGUCUACAAAUGCAAACAUGGGAUUACCCGAGUUCAACAACAACAACAACCCACUUAAAUCACUUCCUCAAGAACUCAUACCAACUCCAUUCAAGCCCAUGAACAUGUUCUCCACCGCUUCAGGUGCCCUGUUUGGCACCCCGUUAUCGUCUUCCGGACUCCACCUCAGCUCCAACGCCGCCUCACCGGGCUAUAACCCGGGCCCUGCUUCCGGUUCGGCCCACAUGUCGGCCACGGCCUUGUUGCAGAAGGCGGCCCAAAUGGGCGCCUCCGCAACCAACUCCAUGAACUCCCCCAUGAUCCAGAAGACCUUCGUCACCACCAUGGCCGGCCCGGAUCAAGGACCCGGCCCAGUAUCCAGGCCCACAUAUGACAACAACUUCCACCACCACCACCAUGGCGGCCAACACGAGCAAGCGCCGCCGCCUUUCAACGGAGGAGGAGGAUUUGCGGGUCAGCUGUUAUUCGAGGGCGGCGGCUCGGCCAUGAGCGACAUGAUGAUGUACGGGGGAAUGCUGAUGGGCGGCGGCAACGGCGAUCAGAACUCGCCUGCUGCCGGAAUAUUCUUGAAGAAUGCGGUGGAAGUGCAGGAGGGUAGUGAUCAGAGCUGUGGGAUUUUGCAAGGAAGGAACAACGGUGGUAAUAAUGGUAUGAUGAUGGGGGCAAGAAAUCUGGCGAGAUUUGGAGGAGGGAACGAUAUGACGACCGUCGAUUUCAUGGGAGUGGGGGGUUCUAAUAAUAUGCAUGAUCAGAGAUUGGAGAUGGAUCAUAAUCAUCAACACCAGAUUAUGCAAUUAAUGCAUAAUAAUCCUUUUCAUAAUCAGCAGCAGCAGCAGCAGCAACAGCAGCUCUCCCAAGGAGAUUCUGAUCAUGGUGGUGAAAAGCCACUCUACAACACAUUCUAAUUAUGGAGGGAUGGGAUUUUACAUGCACUUAAAUUAUAUAUGUAUUAGUUUCAAAAUAACAGUGAUUAGGAAUUUUCCUUUUGUCAAUUUUCUUUUCUUGCAGUUUAUUUAUUUGAUCAGCUAAUAAUCAUUAGAUACGAUGUUUGUUGGAAUCGAUUAAAGAUCGUGUAUUUAAAUGCUUUCAAAUAUGCAGAAAUAGAAGCAACAGAUUUCCAAUUACUACAAUGUUAGCUGGAAAUUGCAACGGUAAACAUGCUAAGAUCGAAAACUCUACAUUACUCAGCAUAGCAUCAGUAUUUUCUUGUCACCGAAUAUGAUAUA
Molecule: messenger RNA, 1994 nt
Organism: Erythranthe guttata (spotted monkey flower)
Lineage: Eukaryota; Viridiplantae; Streptophyta; Magnoliopsida; Lamiales; Phrymaceae
Cellular component (GO): nucleus
Molecular function (GO): DNA-binding transcription factor activity
Source: RefSeq, a predicted model, not a curated record